UGUUCAGAAACUGCUGCGUGUGUGCUUUUCCCCCGACAUGUUGGCCCGGGUGCUUUAUCAUUCAAUUUGGCUGUUCUAAACGCUAGGCAGUUCCUUUCUGCUCGUGUGCACAAGACAGUUCGCACCGUGCGCCGGACUCUGCUUCAUUCGGCUGCAACAGUCGUAUCGACCGUGGUGUCUGUCACGAAAGCCAUUAAAGUCAAAGAAGAGGCUCCUGGCUGUGAAGACGUCAAGGGCAAACACGCUUCUGAGAAUGAUUCGUUCACCGUGGGGCAGCCGAUGGCACACCCGCACCACGAGAAGAAGUAUGAGUGCCGGUUCUGCCCUUUCUCCAGCUGUCAAAGUGCGGGCAUCAAGAAGCAUGAAAGAACGCACACGGGCGAGAAGCCCUUCAGCUGCCGCAUCUGCCACAGAGUGUUUGCACUGAAGGGUAACCUGCAGGUUCACGAGAGAAUUCACACAGGUGAAAAGCCGUUCAGGUGCCAGACUUGCCAGAAGGCAUUUUCACACAAAAAUAGCCUGCAGGCUCACGUGAGGCUUCAUACGGGGGAAAGGCCGUUUAAGUGCCAGACUUGCCACAUGGCAUUUGUGGCAAGCAGUGACUUGAAGCGUCACAUAAGAGUCCACACGCGUGAAAAACCAUACAAGUGCGGAACGUGUGGGGCCGCGUUUAUCCGGCGGCGCCAGUUGAGGUGUCACGAGGUACUUCACGGUGGAGACCCACCAUUCCAUUGCAAGCAGUGUGGCGAAAAAUUUGUGCAGCAAGCUUAUUUAAAUGCUCAUCAAAAGGAGCAUCAUCCGUGAGGGACAUCCGUCAUGUAGUAAAGGGAAGUGUAGCUUGGCUUAUUUGUAGUGUCGUUUUACCCUUUUAUUCAAGACCAUCUUGGUUGGACCACCUGUAACUGAUUGUUUCAUAAAUCAUCUAUUACCUGCCAGUACUGGCUGCCUUUUAACACUAUAAAAGUCAGAACUGCAAAGGGAACCAUCACUAAUAGAGAACCAUUAAGUCACCAUUGUAAUGAGCAUAUACCAUAUUUUCCAAUAUGUAAAUCACAUCUGUGCAUUAGUCACGCUGAGCUAUAAACGGCUGUUUACAUUCAAACUUUGGUAUAUAGGCCGCACCUUUGUACAAGUCACACCUUAUAUUUGUAUGACAAUAAUAAUAAUAAUGUUUAUUCCCACGUUUAAUGGUGGAGCAAAGGGUAAGAACCUCAGUGGAGGCUUGACUAGCCCUUAGCACUAUACAUUGGCUUAGCAGCUAAAAAAAAAAAAAAUUAUUACAUGGUAACAAUAUCAAAUACAUGCACUGCUGUUUCAAACACGAAAUAAGAAAAAUACGGGAAUACAUGUUAUCUAACAGAGAUCACUAGCAUACACAAAAAGUUGAAGUGAGUUGCCGAAGUUGCUAGUACAGAAAAAACAAUCGCAGGGCCUUGUAAAAGAUAAUCUCUAAGCCAUGUUUUUUUUCUAUAAGGAAGUUUAACAGUUUAGGCAUAAUAUAAUGUAGCAUUUGAGUACCAUAUUUAGUAUGACAAGGAAUGACAAUUCAAUAUUCCAUGUGUCUAGUAAAGUAGACGAGUUGAUUUGGUGUCAAUACCGCAAGGUUUGAGAGUAAUCUAUAGUGUUUUUUUUUGUUUCUAGUUUUAAACUCUGUCAUAAUUUGUAUUCAUUGAGGUCAGACAUUUUUAACACUUUAAAAUUCUCAAACAGACUAUCUGUAUGAAAAUCAUAAGGCACAUUAGAUUUUAUUGUUAUAACUUUUUUCAGCAACAAAAAUAAUUUUGGAAGUUUGUAAACAUUGUUUUUACUUUAGACCAAGCUGCAGUAGUGAAGGGGAGAAAAAAAUAAAUAAAGAAUUGUAAAUUAAUAGCUUCACAUUGACUGGGAGUGUUUUACUGUUACAAAAUGUUAGUCCUGUAAUGCUUGAUUGGCACGGCAAAGAUGAAUUGAAAAGCCCGCAUAUGUCAACAAAUCGUAUGAGAAAUAUGACCACUGUGGCAAUUUUUCAUAGUUGAGGCCCCUAGUUUUAGAAAAUAUUCCAUAUAAGUUGCAUCCUUGUAAAAAUGCACUGACGGAAAUUUUUUAAAAACAAAAAGUGACUUGCACUAGGAAAUACGGUAGGUGCAUUUUUGUUCUGCCAUGCCCCAGAGUGCUUUAUUUUCUACCAUUCCUGGAUACUUCUGGCUGAACACAUUUCGUGACACUGCACUCAAGCAGCUGGGCACGUGCUGAAGCAAAUGUAGAGCAUGAGAUGAAACCAGAAAGUUUCCAUAAAAUAUUUUAAAACCAGAUAUAUAUUUGUGCAGUAGGUGGUCUUCAACCAGCUCUCACAACAACUCCUUCAUCAUAAUGUAAUUGAAAUAACAAUAUUAUUUGAUUAUGUGAACCAAGCUCUGCCAUCUAAAAUUCAUUCACCUAUGUAAAUGAUUAUCCUUGUAAGUAUGCUUAUUAUGCAUUUGUGUUGUAUUUCUUGCAUUAGUUUUUAUCUUUCAUUAGCUUUUUGUAUCUUGAUGUAACCUUUUGUGUUUGUUUUGCAUGCUACACAGCAGAUCAGCAGAGGUUUGUGUUCAUGAAAAAAAAGAAAGUAAAUAUUGUCUUAGUAUUCCUUAGUAAUCUUUCAUUUGUGGCAUAAACCUCCUUCCAGCAUAGGAAUGUGCUAAGACGAGUUAAGAAAGAACUAUGACAAGCAAACAUUUAUGCUUGGAAUUGAAAUUGUAAAAUCUUAUAUGCAAAAUCACAGAUCUUGUUUUAUAGUUUCCAAUUAUUGACACCUUUUGUUUUGUUCAAGUAUGGUUAAGGUAUGCUUAUCAUUAUUGUUUUUUCACUUUGCAGAGCAAUGCAUUGUCUGUGUUUUGUGAGGUAACUACUAAAUUCUGAACAAGUGGCUUCUAUCAAGACCAUUAAUUUCAGUAUGCAUUGAUUACCAUCAUACCAUUUAGUCCUGUCAAACAAAACAUUUGUCAUGCUCUUUUUAUUCACAGCUCUUCUGUAACGUGGAAUCACUUGGCUAGAGCCAAAUCUUUGUUAACUCGAGUUUUUGAGCUGAUGGGUCUGAGUUGUUUUUGGUAAAGUGUUGUACAGUUGUUCUUUGUUCUUGUUAUGUUGCCAUGGUCUUUGUUUUUAUUUUUAUUCUUAUGUGCCUUACCACAGUACUCUGUAAUGUUUUUGGACCUGAAGGUAACUAAAUAAAUAAACACAAGGAGAAAGUGAAAGUGCCAGACAAAUACAACCCUGCAUAUCUUCAGUUCUUUUACUUUGUCGCUGUGUAUUUUUUUUUUUUUUGCUUACUGAAUAAAUUAACAAACACAAGGAGAGAAUGGAAGUGCCAAAAAGAUACAAACCUGCAUUUGUCCAGUUUUACUCUGUCCUUGCGUUGUUUUUCA
Messenger RNA from Ixodes scapularis (black-legged tick), 3383 nucleotides. Its product is annotated as gastrula zinc finger protein XlCGF49.1. The transcript is spliced from 2 exons. The annotation marks the transcript as partial. The record is from RefSeq and is a predicted model, not a curated record. Lineage: Eukaryota; Metazoa; Arthropoda; Arachnida; Ixodida; Ixodidae. Gene Ontology annotation, biological process: regulation of transcription by RNA polymerase II; central nervous system development. Gene Ontology annotation, cellular component: nucleus. Gene Ontology annotation, molecular function: RNA polymerase II cis-regulatory region sequence-specific DNA binding; DNA-binding transcription factor activity, RNA polymerase II-specific.